AUAUAAGGUAAGUUAAAUUUAUUCAAAUUGUUUGAGUAGUUAAAUUAAAAGAAAACGUUAUAUUACAUGCAGUUCUGUUUUAAGAGUGGAGUUAGUUUUGAUACCGCUGCUAUGGUACAAUUCUUACAAAGCAGAAAUGGCAAUUUUUUUGUGAAAUCUGGUGCUAAAACUCAAUUUGUACCCAAAUAUGGGUUCUGUUGAGGCCCAGCUUGCUGAGUACAGAGCAAAGAAAGCAAGCGAGAGAUCUUCGAACCAUUCUAGUGGUGGUUUAGGACUGGGGAGCUUCAAUAUUCUAAGGAGAAUCUCCCAAAAUAACCAAAAAGUAAAAAAAGAGGAAGUUCAAGUUGAAGAACAUCAUCAACAUGAUGAAAAUUCUCCUAGGACUCAACACUAUACUGUGGAUGGUAAAACUGGUGACACUGCAGAAUCUCAUGUUGAUUCAAAUUUGGAGAGAAAGCAGCAGCAUAAAGAAUAUAAGCCAUCUUGGUUUGUUACAUUUGUAGCAGGAAACUACUACCUUUCUAGAAUAGCAACAUAUCCGUACACAUCUUUGAUUCUAAAGGUCAUUCUAUGGCUCGUCCUCUGGUGCCUUUUCAUCGAACUUGAAUUUGGAGCUGUCUACUUUGUGACCUCACUACUAUAUGUGAUCUAUGCAAGCCUGAGGACAGGACCAAGAAAUGGACCAAGUGCCUAUUCUGUUUUUAAUGAGAACUUUGAAACAUUGGAAGGGACAUUCACAGCAGAGGAAUUCGAUAGUCAAAUGCGCAGAGGAGGUGGAAUGAUGUAGUAAAUGCUGGAGAAGUUUUAGUGGGAAUCUUGAUCAUAUCCCAUUCUUUAAUCUGUGAUAGACUCCUCCUUAAAACAUUUGCUACUGCAGACCUAACCAUUCAAGUGUGACCGAGAGGAGAGUGUCAAAGAUGUCAGUUGGUGGUUGGACAUAAUUGAGGCCACACUUUUAAUGUUAGCGAAGAGGUGCUUGGUGCAAUCUAUCCUGUAUUUUCAUAUUAUGUAUGUAUUUCAUCUAAUUGUUAUUCUACUUUGAUAGUCUUGUUUAUUGGUUUUGUAGUUUAUUCUUUCUAAAAAUCUUAAAAUUUUUGUUUUAUCUUAUUAUUUGUACAAUCACAACCAUUGGUGUCCUUCUCAUGCUAGCUUUUUCUAAAACUGAAAGUUUUAUCAUGACUAUCUCGAAUACUUUUAUACUUUUCUUUCAUGAAUUUGCCCACCUUCUACUUUCUACUUCUUUACUUUCUGUUUGUAUCACUGUUAUAUUUGUGCUUUCCAUUAGAGUUAGGUGUUUACUUAUAUCACUGGAAAGAAAGAGUUAAGAAAUAAAUGAUAUAUAUUAUUCACACAUUACUUGUAUUUUUAGCUCACCUCUUAGCAGAGGUGAGCUUAUCCCAUACCGUGGCGUCCGUCGUCCGUCGUCGUCGUCGUCGUCGUCGUCGUCGUCGUCGUCGUCGUCGUCGUCGGCGUCGUCGUCGUCGUCGUCGUCGUCCGUCGUCCGUUAGCAGGGCACGUUUCGUAACUGUUAGAGCUAUUGAGUUGAAACUUGGUACACAUGUACCCUUAUGUAAUGACACCUGGGAGACCAAGUUUCGGUCCGAUUCGUUUCAUGGUUUGGCCACCAGGGGGCCAAACGUUAAAAGUGAAAAUAUGCAAUAUCUCCCUCAAUAGUAGUCGGGAAAUUUUGAAAAAAAUAUGGUAGGUACUUCUAGCAAAGGUGCAUCAUAUAUCCUCCGGGUUUUUGAUUUGACCUCCUUUUCAAGGUCACAGAGGUCAAAUGGUGUAAAUUGGCCGUUAGGAUGUAACGAUGGCACGUUUCUAAACUGCAAUGACUAUUGAUACCAAAUUUGGUACACAUUUACCCCUUAGUCAGCUGAUCUCAGGGACCGAAGUUUGG
Molecule: messenger RNA, 1900 nt
Organism: Lineus longissimus
Lineage: Eukaryota; Metazoa; Nemertea; Pilidiophora; Heteronemertea; Lineidae
Exons: 2
Coding region: 188-787 (199 amino acids)
Source: RefSeq, a predicted model, not a curated record